AUGUGGAGCUUUGCAAUGGUUUGCGUGAAUUUGUAUCAAGUGCCAGAGGGUCAUGUUCCUUCAUUCAAGGACUUCAAGAUCAUGGAAGGUUCUUUUCUUUCUUCAAUUGCUGCUAUCUUUGCUUCAUUGGUUCCUCGUAAAUUGCUUGUGGGUUUCUUGAAUAAGCUGGCCAACAUUGUGAGACGGAGAGGAUGUACAAUUAUCGGAUAUCUUCUUUCAAAUUCAACGGAAUCGGACACUGAUGAGACGCCUAACAUGGAGAAGAAUUUAGUCGAAGGACUAGAUGCAAUCAGUCAUAGUGCUGGUAGAGCAAAAGAUCUCAACUCCGAUGAUAAUACUUCCAUGGCUGUUGAAACUUCAGCUAAUUUAUACUUGGAGGAAAUGGUCAAAUAUGAUUCAAGUCUUGUUUAUGAAAAUUAUGGUUGCAUGUCAACCUAUUCAUCAUUGGAGGAAAAGGUGGCAGAAUUCAUUCGAAAUGGAAAAUCGGAUGCCAUCGAAGGUAAUGUCUAUGGUUUGUCACAUGGAAGUGGUAGUGGAGAAAGCAAGGGAAUUAGAGAACCAGAAAAUAUGACUGAAUUUCAUUCGAAGAUCUUAACUGAUGGGAACUUUGAAAAUGCAUUUGGUGAGAGUGAUACUGCUUCAAUAUUAAAUGGAAGUUUGUCGACAUUGAUGCAAGUUGUGCCUUCUUUGACAGUAAGCCACACCGUUAGGAAUGAAUCGCCAGAUGAAAGUCUAGCCAGUGCUGAUAUCACUUGCAUAAAUCAUGUGGAACUUAUCAACUGUACAAGUCAUAAUAAGAUAAAAUUCAUUGUUGAUGGCCAUUGGAGGUUUGAUCCUCAGAUGGAAUCACUCACUAAGGGUGGAAUUUUCAGCAACAUUCUCCGACGUAGCAUUAGUCCUAGAGCACAUUUGGAAUGGAGGUUCCCUCCUCUGCUUGUAUUUUCAGCUCGCAGGGGCAUUUUUCCUUUUUUUCGUAUUUUUGUGAAUGGAGUAGUUGCAUGUUUGUGCGACUCAAAAAUCCAAAGGAGAGCCCAUGGCGACCACGAGCAAAGGGUCCUUCAAUGCAAAGUCGUGUCUAAAGCCCCACCUUUCUUGCCAAUCGCCACUUUCACUCCUCUUUUAUCCUUUCCCACCUCUCUCCACCCUCUUCACCUCAGUUCUCCUGCUCUCUUCCUCCCACCAAGAACAUCCUCCACUAGUGUCAAAAGACACUCUCGUGUUGCUCUCAACUCUCACUCUCUUCACAAAAAUGCGUUGAUACUUAAUGCUUCCUUCUCCUCUCUUCUUCUCAAGAAUUCUUCUCCUCUUCUCCCUUCCUCUUCAUUUCCCAAUACCUCUGCACCUUUCUUUAGGGUCCCAACUCAUGACCCUUCACAAUACACGUUGUCUGGUUCUACAAGAAAAAUAAGAUGCUUUUAUUCGUGUUUUGAAAAGAAGAGGGAGUUCAUUGAAGCUGUUGAUGAGAGUGAAGAAGUAGAACUUAUGGACAAGCCAAAAAUGACCCUUUUGUACUCUUUCAUUCCCCUGCCUCUGCUAUUUACAGCUGCUCUCCCUGGAGCUGCGACUGUAAGGUCUCUUUUUGGGCCUUUCGUUGAGCUUGUCAAGCAAUUGAAUCUUCCUGACUGGCUCGUGCAUUGGGGUCAUCCUGGAAACAUGGCUGUUGUGCUCUUCGCCAUGGGUGGUUAUGGAACAUAUCUUGGAUUUCGAAUCCGGUUUUCUGAUGAUGUGGAGGAGAAGGCCAAGGCCAAAGACUUGCAUCCAAAGCUUCUUGGUGGGAUGUUUUUCUUUUUCGCUCUUGGAGCAACUGGUGGAAUAACAUCUUUACUGACUUCAGACAAAACUAUUUUUGAGAGUCCUCAUGCUGUUACAGGUGUUAUUGGCCUUGCUCUCUUGACCAUACAAACCAUUUUACCAGCACUAUUUGAGGGGAAUCCUGGAUUGCGAAAUAUUCAUGGAAUCUUGGGCAGUGGGAUAAUGACCCUCUUUCUCUUCCACGCUGUCCUUGGACUUCAACUUGGUCUCAGUUACUAAUCCAUGCAUGGAUCCGUAGGACCUUUCGGCUAUUCAUUUUCCCUUGUUGUGUGUUCUUUCCGGUUCUGGGAACCAUGCCUCUCCAAUACAAACAAGCAAUUGAAAAAUCAUAGUGUGACAUUUGGUAGUAGAAAAUCUCGUUAAUAAUUUACAAUUUUCAUGGAGUUUCCAAGUA
Populus euphratica (Euphrates poplar) is the source of this 2206-nucleotide messenger RNA. RefSeq names its product translation initiation factor. The record is from RefSeq and is a predicted model, not a curated record. Bases 1 to 2031 code for a protein of 676 amino acids. The transcript is spliced from 14 exons. Gene Ontology annotation, cellular component: membrane. Lineage: Eukaryota; Viridiplantae; Streptophyta; Magnoliopsida; Malpighiales; Salicaceae.